Molecule: messenger RNA, 673 nt
Organism: Closterium sp. NIES-67
Lineage: Eukaryota; Viridiplantae; Streptophyta; Zygnematophyceae; Desmidiales; Closteriaceae
Source: the annotation of a GenBank genome assembly
CCGCUUAACAUGGCUAAGGCAAAUGUGGAUGCGUGCUCUGCUUUCUACUACACACUACCAUCGGACACCUGCUCUUCAAUUGAGAAGUUCCUCAAGUUAAGCGGCUCCUUGGAGAAGCUCAACCCAGGCAUUCAAUGCUUAAGCCUCGAUGCAUCCCGCUCCCUUUGUAUCGAGCGUAACUCGACAGCUUUGGGCCCCGUCCGCAAGUGCCAUAAGACUGCCAUAAUAACGAAGAUGGAUGACUGCACAAAUGCAGGGAAUGUCCCCGGGAGUGGUAUAACCAUGGUGGACCUGUACCGAAUGAACCCGGGGCUUGUGUGCGAUCCUGCGAAAGGCCUGAAGGGCGAUGCAAGUGGAAGCAUGAAAGUGGAGGUUUGUGUGGAUGCAGAAUAUGACGACUACUCUAUGGGUAAAUGCUCCGGGGGAGGCAAAUUGAAGUACUUUAAAGCUGACACACCGUGCGUUAGCCUUCUUGCCAGAGAAUUCAAGGGGAAGCGAGCAGAUUUCAGAGCUUUGAACAAGAGAGAGUGUGCCACCACUAUCGGGGGGAAGCCUCAAGAGCAUGUGGCUUUAUGCAUACCCUCUUAGCUCCCAAGUGAUCUUUGCGAUGUUCGUGGUGUUUGUUAUUGUGGACUUGAUGUUCAUGACAUGUGUGAUGUUUCGCUCUUCUUGA